This is a messenger RNA of Daphnia carinata, 1296 nucleotides long. Its product is annotated as NADPH azoreductase-like. The transcript is spliced from 3 exons. The coding region runs from base 138 to 731 and encodes 197 amino acids. The record is from RefSeq and is a predicted model, not a curated record. Gene Ontology annotation, molecular function: oxidoreductase activity; FMN binding. NCBI's taxonomy places the organism in Eukaryota, Metazoa, Arthropoda, Branchiopoda, Diplostraca, Daphniidae. Gene Ontology annotation, cellular component: cytosol.
CGGGUGCCUAUAACCUUGAUGAUCGUUAACGUAUAAAAACCCGGUGAAGAAACCACACCGCUUCAUAAAGCAUUCCCCUUUAGCAAAGUCAGUCGCCCUUUUCUGCUAGAAAAAGACUUCCUACCAGUAUUAGAACAAUGUCGGCCAAAAAAAUCAUUAUUUUUUUGGGAUCAACACGUGACGGCCGAUUGGGCGACAAAGUGGCCAACUAUGUACGAAAUGUAUUGGAACAGACUGGAAUGUCUGCCAAAAUUUUUGACCCACUUGAAAUGGACUUCCAAAUGCUAAGGCAACCUUUGCACUUCAUGAAAGACAGAAGUGCUGCCCCUUCAUGGCUAACUGAAGCUAACACGGAGAUUGAAUCAGCAGAUGGCUUUGUUGUUGUGCUCUCUGAGUAUAAUUGUGGUGUUCCCCCUGCUCUUAGCAACAUGAUGAAUCACUUUCCCCCAGCUUCUUAUCGUCACAGGCCUUGCAGUAUUGUCACAUAUUCUAUGGGUGAUUUUGGAGGUAUUCGGGCAGCCACAGUGGUUCAGCCCUUUUUGAGUGAACUGGGCAUGAUCUCUUUACCAGUUCGUGUUGCCUUACCAAUUGUGCACAAGAAAUUUGAUGAAGGUGGUCAACCAAAUGAUGCAAGAUUUCAGGAUAAUGUUCAGCGCCUAGUCCAUGAGUUGUCCUGGUACACAGAUGCUCUGCGAAAUCAAAAAAACAUGUCACAAGACAUUCCUAAGUGACUUAAACUUACAUGCCCUUAAUUUGCCAGUUGCAAUUUUUUUUAAGUUUUUCUUUCUAAUAAUUACAUUUUUCAGUGUUUUGCGCAAUAAAGCUAAUUAGAAAUGAACACACUACUAAUGCUGCGCGAAACAUGCAAGUAGUAAACAUGUCAAUCUUCCGUUUACUAACGUUACUGAAAUUAUUACUGCUAAAGAGAAUAAUAUAACAAUUUUUCUCAAUCUUUCUCUCCGUUCGUAUUACCUAGUGCUACUAUGGCUAGUUGGCUACAUGUCUACUGGUUUAAUUAGUAUAAGUAAAUGACAUGACCGAAGAAUGAUGACUCAGUGACUACUGACGAUUUGAAUCUGACUGCGACACUUCGAUAAAAUUAAAAUAAAAAAUUGAAUUAACCAUCUUGAGAAGAUUUUCAACUAUUUGGCAUCGCUGUCAGCUUACCGCCAAAACUUUGCUUCCGAUUUUGACAGUAAACGCUUGUAUUCCUAUUUUCAUUGUGGACUGUGUGAAUAAAAGUACUCUUUUAUCUCCAAAUAUUUUUGUGGUAGCUUGAAAAAAAAAGAAACGCCA